AUGGCGAUCGCCGAGAACACGAUUUUGCGCGUGGGAAUCGUAGGGUGCGGUGAAAUCACCCAGGUGGCUCAUAUCCCGACUCUGGGAUUCCUGUCGCAUCGGUUCCAAAUCACCUAUCUCUGCGACGUCUCCCAGGACGCCCUCAACCACUGCCAGACCAAAGUCAUCGGCCCUACGCCCAAGACGACUCGCAAUGCCGAAGAACUGUGCGCCUCGACGGAUGUCGACGUUGUGAUGAUCGCCAACACCGAUGCCUUCCAUGUGCCGCAUGCACUUCUCGGCCUGAAAUAUAACAAAUUUGUCUUCAUCGAGAAGCCCAUGGCUUUAACUCUGAAGGACGCGGAUCUUGUCAUUGAGGCUGAGAAACAGUCCAAAGGAAAAGUCAUGGUGGGGUAUAUGAGGCGCUAUGCCUCGGCGUUUCUGGAUGCCAUCCAGGAGAUUGGAAGCCUCAGACAGAUCAAUUACGCCCGGGUCCGAGACAUCGUUGGUCCAAACUCUGCCUUUGUGGGCCAGUCGGGCACGUAUCCGAGGACUUUCCAGGACUACGACCAGAAGGAUACCACCGCCCUGGCCAAGAUGAACGGCGAGCUGAUCCAACAAGCUCUUGCGGAAGAACUGAAGGUUCCAGCGACUGCCGACCUGGCCCUUAUGUGGAGGCACCUGGGGAGUUUGGGCUCGCAUGACCUGAGCGCCAUGCGCGAGGCUCUUGGAAUGCCGACGAAAGUGCUGGGGGCCUCUCUCUGCAAACCGACAGGCGCACCCUUCUGGAGUGCACUGUUCCAGUAUCCAUCAUUCAGUGUCGCUUAUGAAUCGGGCAUUGACGGUGUACCUCGAUUCGACGCCUCUAUCGAAGUUUUUGGAGACACGAAAACCGUUUUAGUCCGCUAUGACACCCCCUACGUUAAGGGCCUACCGGUCACGAUGGAAAUCAAAGAGCAGAUGCCGGAUGGAUCAUACCGCGAGUCGACUGUGCGAAAGACGUACGAGGAUCCCUACACUCUGGAAAUGAACGAGCUCUAUGCAUGCUGUGUAGAGGGCAAGCCGAUCAAGACAACGGCGGCAGAUGCCCGGCGGGAUAUUGAGAUUUUUGGCAUGGUUCUACAGGCUGGCGCUCCGAACAAGUCCAGUGGAGCUCAGUAG
Molecule: messenger RNA, 1140 nt
Organism: Penicillium alfredii
Lineage: Eukaryota; Fungi; Ascomycota; Eurotiomycetes; Eurotiales; Aspergillaceae
Product: Gfo/Idh/MocA family protein
Exons: 3
Coding region: 1-1140 (379 amino acids)
Biological process (GO): NADPH regeneration
Cellular component (GO): cytoplasm
Molecular function (GO): nucleotide binding; oxidoreductase activity
Source: RefSeq, a predicted model, not a curated record